CAUUAGUCUGACCCUCGUCACCACCCCAUGUCUGAUUGCUAAAGCAAUUCCCAUUCCUCGCUGCAGGCUCAGUGUCUCCUGGUAGCAGUGAUGGGAGCUCUGUCUCUGCUGGUGCUGAGCUUGCUCUGUGUGUGGGGCGCUGUGUUGAGCGCUGAGGAUACAUCUGAUGGAUACAAGGCUCCUGAAUUCUGUCGCAAAUCCGAAUGUCCCAAGUAUCAACUGGUGAAAAAAUAUGACACAUUUGAACUAAGAGCUUAUGAAGCAACCAAAUGGAUAACCACGCCACUGGAAGUGGACGUGUUUGGCCUUGGAAUAUAUAAAAGCUUCAGACGUCUAUCUGAUUAUAUCAAUGGAGAGAACUCAGAAGGUUUAACAAUUAAGAUGACUGUCCCUGUGCGGAUUUAUAUUCCAUUUAUAACGCCUCCAGCUAAGAAUGCCACUAUGUCUCUAUUUGUGCCAUCUGCACUGGAAAAUCCACCACUUCCAAAGAGCACAGACGUUCACCUUGAAAGUUUUCCACCAAUCUCAGUUUAUGUAAAGUCUUUUGGUGGCUAUGCACUGAACUCAGACUUUGAGAAAAAAGCUAAAAUAUUGUCAAAAGAGCUGACAGAUCUGGCCUUACAGUUUGAUAAUACCUUUGGUACAGCGGCUGCCUAUAAUGAUCCACUUACAUUUUUUAAAAGACACAAUGAAGUGUGGUUCACAGCUCAAUAAAGAAAACUCAAUCCAUUGUAUCUUACAUCCAAGCCAAGCAGUUAGAGGACGUAUCAUCCGAACAAUGUUUGGGACCGAAUACACAAAUAUUACCAAAACGAGCGAACGCACUUUAAUGUUAUAAUA
This is a messenger RNA of Pelobates fuscus (common spadefoot toad), 840 nucleotides long. Its product is annotated as heme-binding protein 2-like. NCBI's taxonomy places the organism in Eukaryota, Metazoa, Chordata, Amphibia, Anura, Pelobatidae. The record is from RefSeq and is a predicted model, not a curated record. Gene Ontology annotation, molecular function: heme binding. Gene Ontology annotation, cellular component: cytoplasm. The transcript has 4 exons. Bases 91 to 714 code for a protein of 207 amino acids.